This is a messenger RNA of Diversispora eburnea, 693 nucleotides long. NCBI's taxonomy places the organism in Eukaryota, Fungi, Glomeromycota, Glomeromycetes, Diversisporales, Diversisporaceae. The record is from the annotation of a GenBank genome assembly.
AUGAUACAAAGUGAAAGUCAACUGAAUGAGAAAGAAGAGAUAAAAGGUAACCAAAAUGGAGAAGAGAGUGAUGACAAGACCGAACGUACAAUAAAAAAUUUACGUAUAACAUCUGCCACACCGUUAGAACAAAAUACGGAAUUACUACGUUUUAUCGCAAAAAAAGAAAGUAAAGUUUUAGAAUUAAGAGAAGAAUUAAAAAGACAAGAAGAAGAAUUGAAAUUAUUGAAAAAUCAAUGGAAAACUAUCGUAGCAAAUGAUGAACAAGAAAAAAAUGGGACAUCGACAACAUCAUCGGAAAUUGUCGGAGAUGAUGGAAUCAAAUUUAUAGGUAAAGGUAUUAAUAGUGUUAUUGAUGGUAUACAUAAAGUAAAGGAUAAUGAAGUGACUUUAGAAAAAAUAUCACAAAUCAAAACAGCUGUAUCGGAUGUUGCUAAUUCAACAUCUGUUAAAAAAACACGCCAAGCGUGGUCAAAUAUUAGUAAAGGAUUUUCAUCAUUGGUUGAAUCUAAAGCGGUCAAAACGGCAAAAAGGAAAACUUUAGAAACAGUACAUACAGUAGAGAGAACAAUUAAUGAAGCAUUAAUAUCUCAAACCAAACCUUCAUAUACUCAAUAUGUUUCAAAUUUUACUAUCACAUCAGAUAUUUCAGAUACUGAAGAAAAUAAUAACAGUAGUGAUGAUGAUGAUUGA